AUGGCGCCGAUACAGCAAGAACCAGAGAUCCAGUUCGCGCAAAGAUUGGCUUCUAAUGAGAAGCCCAUGCGAACAAAGGCCAUCAAGAAGCUAAGAAAAUAUAUCAGUGUUAGGUCACAGAAAAUGAAAGGUAAGUCUAACGAGGUUACCAGGAAAAUGGACCACGCGCUUGGCUUCCACGCAGCUUGUUUGCCUCAUCUCUUCGUGCUCCUAGCUUAGCUAACCUUUGAUUCGUUUUGUGCAUGUUAAACCUAUCUGAUUUUCAUAGUUUGACAAUACAAUAGUGGACUCUUGUCGUUAGAUCACGAAAAAGUAUGUAAAGAGUUUAGAAUGUAACGCAUCAAAGAAAAGGGUCCCAUUUGGUCGGAAAUGCAAAUUGCAUGCGCCCAGUGACGAUGCGAGCAACAAUGUUGCCAACUCCGUUCAUAGUGUGGAUUUUUUUUAUUCCGUCGUUUCACUGGCACUUGCCUUCUCUUCAGGGGGGUUUGAAGGCGACGAGUUACUCAAACUAUGGAAAGGCCUCUUUUAUUGCCUGUGGAUGCAGGACAAGCCACUUCUUCAGGUAAGUCGGUGCCACUGUGACCCAAUUUAUUUGCAUUCAUGUAAAAAAAAAGGUUAAACAAGAAGAAUUGAUACACAAAAUACUGUGACUAUUUGUGGGUCCUAGAUAAGUUGCAUUGAUAUGAUUUUUGCCCAUAGGAGGAGCUGUCGAAUCAGAUCUCUGGCCUGAUGCACAACUUCCAGAACAUUCAGAGCCGUAAGGCCUCAUUUUUACAAACUACCAUGUAUUCAAUAUUGUCCUAUCUUUUUUUUUUUCAAUGUUACCCAUUGGUCUGUGAACACAUUUUCUGAGAGUUUUGACAGACCCUAUACAGAAUGUGUACUCCAAUUUAAGAUUGUUCCUGUUUUUCAUCGAUUCAUUAAUCCCUUUGUAGAGUUUUUGUUUCUGGAGACCUUCCUGCAGACCAUCAAAAGAGAAUGGACCGGCAUUGACAGGCUUCGCAUGGAUAAGUUCUUCCAGGUCAGCAUAUUCAGCCAUCAAAAUGUUAUAAGCAUUUCCUCACCCAAUAAAUCAUCAUGUAUAGUUGGAGGAUAAACUGAAAGUAUUUUGUACAUGAAGAAAUUACAAAUCCUUUUCUUUUUGUGUCAUUCUCUCUGACUCCCAGCUGGUUCGUUUCGUGUUCAAGAACACUUUUGAAAUGAUGAAAAGGAAAGAAUGGGAGACCAGGUGGGUGACGCUUUGACCUCACCCCAUUUUUACCUUGCAAACAUCUGACAAACUUUGAUUUUGGAGUGUAAUGUCCCUUUAAGUCUUUGUGCAUGCAUGCUUCCUGUGAUGUUAGAAAAUAUAAUAAUAAUAUGCCACUUAGCAGACACUUUUAUCCAAAGCGACUUAUAGUCAUGCGUGUAUACAUUUUUGUGUAUGGGUGGUCCCGGGAAUCGAACCCACUACCCUGGCGUUACAAGUGCCGUGCUCUACCAGCUGAGCUACAGAGGACAACAAAGAAGAACGUGUUUUGUCUUUCUACAGUGUGGUGACCAGGUUUCUGGAGCUCCUGGAUGCCCAGGUCCUCCACAGCUCCAGCGGAUCCCCCUGUGGUUUGCAGUUUCACAUACUGGACAUCUAUAUGACUGAGCUGGCUGCAGUCGGUUCAGCUGAGGUAUCAAAUGUGGUUAUUUUAAUGCCCCAAAAGAUGCGCUAGGUUCACUUUUGUUGUUUACGAUUAGGGUUAUAAUUGGGAGGUAAUAAAUCAAUCAGUAAAUCCACCUUUAAGGGUAGGGAAGUGAUGAGACUUAAGUUUGAGAAAGAGCUGUCAGUUUGAUUGGGUGUUAGGUCCUAUUGAUCUGUCAGUUUGAUUGGGUGUUAGGAGGUCCCAUUGAUCUGUCAGUUUGAUUGGGUGUUAGGAGGUCCCAUUGUGUGAGUGAGCUGGUCGUAUGCUGAUUGAUUCCAUUUCCACCACAGCUGAAUGACUGGUUGUGGUUUGCUUAUGAUUACAGCUCACGGCGGCUCAGAACCUGACAUUCAUUGACCCUUUCUGCAAAACAGCAUCCAAAACGAAAGAGUAAGUUUUAUAGGGAACCUUUGGGGGGGGGGUCAUGAUCAUCACCUCCACCCUUAGAUUGAGGAUCAAUCCUUUAUGCACUUUUUCCUCUCUCUCCUUCCCUCGUUCCCUCUGUCCCAGUCGGAUCCUGCUCAGGGCUAUCUGCAGCAGCAUUUUCAGUGCCAUCGUAGACCAGGCUCCUUUCGCCAUCGAAGACCUGUUGAAGGAAGUGAAGGCUACAGGUGGAGGGGCUGAGGAGUCCGACUCAGGGCAGGCUUCUGAAGAAGAGGAGGAGGAUGAGGAGCCCCCCAAGGGCAAAAAAGCUGUAAAGAAAUCUCCCAAGAAAACCACUGGUGGGCAGACCAACGGUAGGCAUUGCUAUCUGAGGACUGAGAGGCAGAGAGAUUCACUUGUUGAUGAAUCAGCUUUUAGCUUGACUACAACAAGUGUGUUGCAUUAUAUGGAAUUAUCUUACAAAUGACACAAAGCCUAUAUUUGCAAAUGUCUAGAUAUAAUCCAUAAAUCUUGUCCUCUCCUUCCUUUGUGGUUUUAGGCACUGUAUCAACUGAGGAAGAUGAUGAAGAUGGUCUGGAGGAUGAAGAGGAUGAUGAAAUGCUUCAUUUGGAGAGUGACUCUGAGUCCGAGAUGCCAGAUGACGCAGGGAUCGGACCUGUUCUCCAGUUUGACUACUCUGCACUGGCGGACAGGCUGUUUGGGCUAGCCAGCCGCAGCAACACCCCCAGCCACAACAGGCAGAGACUGUACAAAGUCAUCAAGACGUAAGUAAACACACACACUCGUACAUUAGAAAUCCUUGAUAUGGACACUGAUGAAGAGGAAUUGGGUUCAGCUUGUGUAUUCUGACUUACCUCUUCUCUCCCUCUGUUCUCCUGCAGUCUCCGGGAUCUCAGUGAAGGUAGGAAUGCUGAUGGUCAUAACUUUCGUCAGAGUAUCCCUAUGAUAGAUGUGCAAGGAAAGCUGAUGUCUCUCUCUCUCUCUCUCUCAGGAGUCUUCCCACAGGAUGAGUACCCAGAGGAGGUGUCGACAGAUGAGGAUGAUGAUGAAAUGUUUGGCAGUAGAAAGAGAAUGAAACGGGGACGAGGCUUCGGGGAGGAGGAAGAAGAGAGCUCACCAGCCAAGAAACGGAAAGGUACCUAAAACCCCACUAUUUAAACGAUCGCAUUUGAUCUUGAGUUUAUACUUUUUUUAAACUUUUUUUUAUAUGUUGACUGUUCUUACAUCAUUGCUAUCUUCUACUUCAGGCAAGAAAGGAGACUCCAAAGCAGGAAAGUCUGACCAGACUGCCGCAACAGAUGACAGUAAACCAGCAGAGACUCCCGGAGACGCCAAGAAGAAGAAGAAGAGGAAGAAGAGGAAGAAGAAGACUGGAGAGGUGAAGAGUGACGAGCAGAACGGGGUGGGGUCAGAGGCGGACACGACUCCUGCUUCAGCGCCACAGACGACAGACGCUAAAGAAGCGGAGACGGAGCCCUCUGUCCACGCCAAGGGCACCGACACUGGAGCGGCUGUCCUGGAGAAGGCAGCCAUGGAGACGGGGGUCCAAUCAGGAACUCCACAUGAUGUGGUGGUGGGUAACCUAUCCUCGGUCACGGUCACGGAGGUAGACCAGAAGAAGGGAUCAGAGACGACAGUAUCAGACGCCACGUCUUCCAAGAAGAAAAAUAAGAUCAAGAAGUCCAAAACGCCUGCACCAGAGGAGAAGGAAGAGGUAGCAAAAUCAGAGACUAACACAGAUGUGAUGGGGCCUAGUGUGGACACCACGGAGGCAGGAGGCCAGCCUGCUCCUGUUACCCAGGACGGGGAGGCAGCAGAGGGGUCAACAGAACCAGAGCCUGCCCCUGAGACUGCUACUACCUCCACGAGCAGGAGGAAGAGAAGGAGGAAAAGCAUCAAGCAGGAGUCUGACGAGCAGACAACCAUAGAGGAAGUUGAAAUGACGUCAGAAACAGUAGAUGAGACCACGGCCACGCCACCGAAGACGACGAGGAGGAGGAAGAAGGCUAAACGGACCACUGAGGUAGCUGUAACAGAUGCAACACUGGUAGAGACAACACCUGCGGAACCUGAAGCCGACUCUACACCAGCCGAGAAGCCUCCAGCUGACCUCCGCAUCGCUGCCACUCCCCUGAAGAAGAAGAAGAAGAAACAAAAGGUGGCUGAGGAGGAGAGCGUUGAAAUGCAGCCAGAAACUGAAGCAGACGUCAUACCUGUAGACGCCGAGGUGGCGCCAGCGUACGUCGCUACACCAACCCCGCUCAAGAAGAAGAAGAAGAAAGCGGCCAAGGCUGAAGAACAGAGCAUGGAGGUCAAGGGUGAAACCCAGCCGAAAGCAGAUGCAAACCUUGCACUGAUAGAAGCUGAGGUAGAGUCGGUGGAGGUCGCCACACCUACCCCACUCAAGAAGAAGAGGUCUGGACGGGUAGCGGAGGAGCAGGAGACGGAGAGCGUUGCAGAGGAGCAGCCCACAGAUGCUGACCUGAACACUCCCGGGAAGAAGAAGAAGAGGAAGAUCCCGUUAGUGAUAGAGGUCGAGGCUGAGGUCAACGGGGUGGCUGGAGGCAAGAAAGGAAAACUGAGCAACGUGAGUUUAAGUUGACACCACUUCCUAGGCCCAGGUUCAGUUAGCCUGUUAGUUAGUUCCUACAGUAAAUGCAUACCAUUUUAGUUGGCGUACGUGAAGCAGAUGAGAGCUAGUAGCCAUUGAACAGGUUUCCAGUUUAUAAACUUGUUUUUGAUUCCUCAUCUCUUCAGGACAGCGAAGAGCCGUCCACACCGGUGAGCGCCAAGAAAACCAAAAAAAUGACGCCCAAGAAGGCUAAGGCAGGGGUGGAGUCUGACUUCAUCACGUUCCAGAACCACGCCUCCAUCCCUACACCCCUUUUCUACAAGACAGCCAAGGGAAGCCCCAGUACACCGCUAUCCAGCAAGAAGAAGGUAGUGAACUGGUUCAACACCUAGAGGCUGUCUAUUAUUACAUCAAGUUACUUCCUCAUUGUCUGUCUUUUUAACUUCCGUUCACAAAUGGGAAAUCCUCAUGAUGUUUUAUCAUUUUCUUUCACAGAAGAAGUGUCAGACUCCAAAGUCCGAAUCCAAGAAGGUCACCUUCGGACUCAAUAAAAACAAAACUGCAGGUAUUCGAGGGCAGGAUAGCACCUUAUUUAGACUCGUACAAGAGACAAGACCUCUAUAUUAUUUCCUUCUAAUGACCUAUAUACCUUCAGUUAUCCCACGUUCAAUAAUGAUCUAGCUUCUGGAUCCUAAUUUCUUUACUGUUCAAUGUUCCAUAGUUUUGAUGAGACUUUCCUAUUUGUUUUUGCCCAUUCAUGAUCCCCAGAGUUCAGGAAGACUGAUCGCAGCCUGCUGGUGAGUCCAGAGGGGUCGUCCCGAGUGCCCUUUGACCCCCAGCAGAAGCCCCUGUUUGGGGUCUUGAAGUCCCCGGAGGCCUCUCUUACCAACAGCACUAAGAAGAAGACCAAGAGCACCCCCAAACGCCCCACCGCGGCUGAUUUCUUCUAGUCUUCUUUGAGGAGACUGGUGAGACAGAGGACGUUUCCACCCUCAGUUCCACCCCACUGUUUGUUCACCAGGAAAAUAUAAUUAUGAACAGAAUAUCCACAGAAUCUGUCAUUCCCCUGUUGGGAAGAGAGUGAUCUUGAUAUACAACGUUUUUUUUUUUGGUAAUAUUUCUAAUUUUCCAUGUUCUUUUGAUGUUCUGUGGGUGAGCAAGUGUUCAAAUAAAGACUCAAUCCCUCCU
Messenger RNA from Coregonus sp. 'balchen', 5817 nucleotides. The record is from the annotation of a GenBank genome assembly. NCBI's taxonomy places the organism in Eukaryota, Metazoa, Chordata, Actinopteri, Salmoniformes, Salmonidae.